AUGGUUACGGCCCAUUGUGCCGGCGUGUCUGUCUGUCCGUCUACAAACGUCGAUGGUCAGUCAAAUCAUCUAAAUCUCUUCAACUCACGACCGCAGCCAAAGAAGAAGCGGAAGUCCCGAACGGCAUUCACCAAUCAUCAGAUAUUUGAGCUCGAAAAACGGUUCCUCUACCAGAAAUACCUAUCACCAGCCGACAGAGACGAAAUCGCCAGUUCACUGGGCCUCUCGAACGCCCAGGUAAUCACGUGGUUCCAAAACCGACGAGCCAAACUGAAAAGAGAUAUGGAGGAGUUAAAAAAAGAUGUCGAGAGCGCUAAAGUAUUGUCCGCGCACAAGAGUUUCCUUGAGAACGUCACCGAUUUGGGCAUUCUGAAGAAGAAGGCCAUGAGCAUAGGUGCCAGUGAGGAGGCAGCGACGAAUUUAGUGGUUAACGCGUCCAAAUGA
This is a messenger RNA of Leptosia nina, 444 nucleotides long. Lineage: Eukaryota; Metazoa; Arthropoda; Insecta; Lepidoptera; Pieridae. The record is from the annotation of a GenBank genome assembly.